AUGGCGGGGAGAGCAAGUAUUUCCAAGGAGACCGGUUUGGGGAAGGCGGUCAACUCCGAUGAUAGAGAUGCCGAGGUGCUCGAGAACAUGGGGAUCACACCCUCUGAGAUAAGCGGAGUUUCAAUGUUUGGUCGCUUCUCUUCAUCGGUCUCCUCGGUUGUCGCCCAAGCUCUCACUUCAGGUGGAUGCUCCAGCUUCGUCUGGGACUUCGUUGCUGCCGCUGCUGGGGCAAUGUUGGUCGUCUCUUGCCACGGAGAAUAUGCCAGCAUGAUACCGACAGCAGGGGGUCAGUACCACUACGUCGCCGAGAUGUCUCCUAUGAAAUAUCGAAGGAUCUUCUCUUGGUACGCCGGCUGGAUGACCAUGAUCGGUUGGGUUCUCUGUGCCACCGCUGGUACUUUUGCUGGUGUGAUGCAAAUUCAGUCCUGGAUCAUUCUUUUCAAAGAGGAUUACGUGUAUGAACGAUGGCAUACAAGUUUGCUGAAAUAUUUACAUUAUAUGAUCUUCUUGGCAAUGUUUGCCCACAUCUUUGGAUAUCUCGCAACGCCGAUUUACUUGUUAGUAAACGUCAAAGAGAAGAACACGGCGACGUACGUGUUUACAGACUUUACGAAUCUCAGCGGUUGGGAGAGCCCUGGAAUUAGUUGGUCAAUCGGUCUUUUGACUUCGGCUAUUGGAUUCGUGAACUGGGACAGUGCCCUCCACAUGGCAGAGGAGAUGAAGGAUGGGUCCAAAGAUCUUCCAAGAACAAUCUUGGUUAGUGUUUUUGGCAGCGCGGUUCUUACAUUUCCGUGGAUCAUUGCCUUUGCCUUCUGCAUCACUGACAUCCAAGGAGUGUUGAGCGGCCCCGUUGGGUUGAUUAGCCCAAUAGCUCAGUUGUUUUACAAUGUGUCGGGAGGAAAUCAAGCCGCAACGAUAGGCCUUACGCUCUUCCUGCCACUCAUGUCAUUUUGUGGUACCGGCCAAGCUGUGAUAUCAUCGACAUCACGCGUCGUCUGGGCCUUUGCAAGAGAUGGUGGCCUCCCUAAUGUUCUUGCCAAAGUGGGAGAGCGAACCAAGGUGCCUACAAACGCCAUUCUCUUGACUUGGGCCAUCAACUGUGCCAUCAGUUUGAUCUACAUCGGUAACGCGACUGCUUACUACGGUAUCUCAUCAGCCUGUACGGUUGCGCUAGUUAUGUCAUACGCGUUCCCUCUUUUCAUCAAUGUCGUUUGGGGCUUUGAGCACUGUGCUAUCCCCCGAGGCGCGUAUUCUUUAGGUCGAUUCCAUCGCCCUGUAGCCGCCGUCGCCCUGGCUUGGUGCAUCUACCUUACGAUUUUCCUCUGCUUUCCCACCUACUAUCCGGUAUCAAAGGACAACAUGAACUACGCUUCGGUCGUGAUUAUUGGUGGUACUUCUGUGGCUACGAUAAAUUGGUUCUUGUACGGGAAGUCCCAUUACGUGGGUACAAUGUCAAGUGUCGAGGGUCAUUGA
Molecule: messenger RNA, 1473 nt
Organism: Clonostachys rhizophaga
Lineage: Eukaryota; Fungi; Ascomycota; Sordariomycetes; Hypocreales; Bionectriaceae
Source: the annotation of a GenBank genome assembly